Molecule: messenger RNA, 2441 nt
Organism: Onychostoma macrolepis
Lineage: Eukaryota; Metazoa; Chordata; Actinopteri; Cypriniformes; Cyprinidae
Gene: nol11
Product: nucleolar protein 11
Exons: 18
Coding region: 82-2232 (716 amino acids)
Biological process (GO): maturation of SSU-rRNA
Cellular component (GO): nucleus; nucleolus
Molecular function (GO): RNA binding
Source: RefSeq, a predicted model, not a curated record
UACCAUCCGCCGUAAAAUAUAAGAAGAAGAAGUGGGUUUACGGUGGGACGAGUCUCGCGAUAGAAGAAAUCACGGAAAAACAUGGCAGCGCUGUAUGAAGGAUACACGUUGUGUGGAGUUGGAGCAGUGCAAAAUUCCUCUAAUAUUGGGAUUCUGGGAGUUGAACAGGGUAGAGAUAUCGACCAUGUUCUCGUCACUGACUCUUCGAGAUGUAUUACCAUUUAUAAGGUGUCUGAUCAGAGGGCUACGGGCAGUUGGUCAGUGAAACAGGGACAGAUAAUCUCUUGCCCCGCUGUGUUUAACACGCAGUCUCAGGAAUAUGUGGUCGUUACAGAUGACAAGGUCGUCAGAGUUUGGAAAGAAGAUGAUGUCAACUUGGAAAAGGCUUUUAAAGCAACAGUUUCAGCUGACGUUCUCAGAGUGCUGUCAGCUACUGACUCGGAGCCGGUGGUGCUGUUUUGUUGUGGGGCUGUCAGGUUUCUGGACUUACUGCUUGCUUCCCCACAACAGCCCAUAGAGCACGUUUUGGCAGAGGAUGAGAUUAUCAGGUGGAGCACUAUCGUUAAGGCAGAGCACCAGCUUGUCAUUUUGUUCAGCACAGAACAGAGAGGAGAGCACUGCCUGUAUGUUCAGAGAUUUAACCCCAACACUCUUGUGAAACACAGAUUUGAGACUGAACCUUGUCUCUCUGCACCUAUUAGCUUCUCUGCCACAUGCAGGGGUAGUAACAUACACCUGUUGUACUUAUAUUUGAAUGGCAGUGUGUAUGAGAGUGUGUUGCCACUCAGAAGUUCAUCUACCGGAGCUGAAGGUGUCCUGGCUCUAUCUCGCUCCCUAUGUCUCAGUCUUCCUCUUGGGGAAGAAAAACUGAUGUCUGGUGCUGUUGUUGUGCUUGAUGAGGCUCAUGUAGCUGUGGUUGGAUUCCCCCACCCGUCUGCUGGAGCUUGUAAAGAUUACCUUUGCAUCUGGAACACACAUUUCCAAACUCUUCAGGCUUGUAAAGAAAUGGCAGGAAGGAUCUAUAGUCAGUUGUGGUGUUAUUCUGGGAAGCUGUACAUCCCUCAUGGGAAGAUGCUGUCAGUAAUUCCUUUUGAGUGCCAGAAGUCAUCUCUCGCAGCUGCCCUGGGAAAACUGAAGCAGACAAGUCAGAGUGCAGAAUCCAAAUCAUGUAGCUUUGUGUCAUCUUGGACCGCCCAGACUUAUAGUGACGUCACACAGACAACAGAAAUCAAGAGCAGAAUGGCAACCAGAAAUAAUUCUAAUGUGAAGUCAGUGGAUCAACUCAUAGAACAUAUUAAGACCAGUGCGGUAGAGGAUGUACAAGCAGAGGUGGGUGAGUUUAUUCGUCGGACUCCCCAGGCUGACCUACAGCUGGCAGUAGGCAGGGUGGCAUUAGAGCUAGUGUCAAGAUCCCAGACAGAUGCCAACUUCUACCCUCAGUGUGUAUUUCUACAGCUGCUGGAGACUCGGUACCUCUGCUACAGUGUGUGCCCUGAACUGCUCUCAUUGGCCAUGGUGAAGAAAGAUUUACAUCUCUGUCAGAUUGCUUUCCAAAUAUUUUCUGACAUUCCUGAAGCAGUCACCUGCGCUUAUCUCAAAACUAUUCUCAGUACUUCAGACUCUGAGAUGGAGACUGUGAAUCUUGACACAGACAGUGUAAUGUUCAUGAAAGAGCUGACUCGGGCACAAAGUCGAUCAGAUGAGGAGGGUGGGCAGCUGAACGGCUUCUGCUCCCCAGCACUAGAGAGUGAUGUCUCUGAUACCCUCAGCAACAAGCUACAAAGAGAUCCCUUAGCACUGGAUAUGAGCUGUCCUGUGGGGUUACACAAGGGUGCCCUUCUAAAUGAGGUUCUGCAGACAGCGUACAGUGACAGACCCCUGCUGCCACAUCUAAAAGAUCUCACGGUUCCACAGGUCAUAGUCUUUUUACAGUAUCUAAGGUUCCUUUAUUUUAAAUAUUGUCAUGAUGCUCACAAACAAAUCCGAGCUUUACGGACCCCAAGUAUUUCUCAGAUCAUAGACUGGGUUUGCUUACUACUAGAUGCUCAUUUCACCGUCUUGGCUGUGGCACCAGAAGCCAAAAGAUUGAUCUCUGAUCUUCACAAGUUUGUGAGAUCACAGGUAAAACUAUAUGCUGAACUGGGCAAAAUUGAGGGAAGUCUUCAAGUGCUUAAUUCCAAACGGUCUGAAGAUUUUGGCAUGUACGCCAUACAAGUAAUUGAGCUCUUUUAGAUUACUUGCGCAGAUUGUUUUAUAAAAUGCUGCUGUGCCCUGUUUUGUGUCUGUUUUUGACUUUUCUUGGUUUGUUUUUAGAGAAAAUAAGUUUGAAAUUCUUUCAGCUUUUUUAAAUUACCCACACCCCCCGCCCCCCACAAACACACACCAAAAAAAAAAAAAAAAAAAAUUGUGAAAUGACUGAAAUAAAGCUUUGCAGAAUAUCA